Messenger RNA from Kluyveromyces lactis, 453 nucleotides. It is a transcript of the gene RPS31, whose product is annotated as ubiquitin-40S ribosomal protein S31 fusion protein. Gene Ontology annotation, cellular component: cytoplasm; ribosome; nucleus. The transcript has a single exon. Bases 1 to 453 code for a protein of 150 amino acids. Gene Ontology annotation, molecular function: structural constituent of ribosome; ubiquitin protein ligase binding; protein tag activity. The record is from RefSeq and is a predicted model, not a curated record. Lineage: Eukaryota; Fungi; Ascomycota; Saccharomycetes; Saccharomycetales; Saccharomycetaceae. Gene Ontology annotation, biological process: translation; protein ubiquitination; modification-dependent protein catabolic process.
AUGCAAAUUUUCGUCAAAACCUUAACAGGUAAGACCAUUACCUUGGAAGUCGAAUCUUCCGACACCAUUGACAAUGUUAAGUCUAAGAUCCAAGACAAGGAAGGUAUUCCUCCAGACCAACAAAGAUUGAUCUUUGCUGGUAAGCAAUUGGAAGAUGGUAGAACUUUGUCCGACUACAACAUCCAAAAGGAAUCCACUUUGCACUUGGUCUUGAGAUUGAGAGGUGGUGGUAAGAAGAGAAAGAAGAAGGUCUACACUACCCCAAAGAAGAUCAGACACAAGCACAAGAAGGUUAAGUUGGCUGUUUUGAACUACUACAAGGUUGAUGACGAAGGUAAGGUUGCCAAGUUGAGAAAGGAAUGUCCAAACUGUGGCCCAGGUAUCUUCUUGGCUAACCACGGUGACAGAUUCUACUGUGGUAAGUGUCACUCCACCUUUGCUACCCAAAAAUAA